AUGGCAGGUGGCGCGCCGGCGGCUGCUGAGCAACAUGCCGGAGUCCACCGUCCAGGGGGCCCACGCCCGCAGGAGUCGGCGGCGGCGCGGCGCAUGACGGUGACCACCCUCCGCGGGAAGCACCACCGCGGGGAGCCCAUCAGCAUGGUGACCGCGUACGACUACUCGUCGGCGGUCCACGUGGACUCCGCAGGGGUGGACGUCGUCCUCGUGGGCGACUCCGCCGCGAUGGUCGCACACGGCCACGACAACACCCUCCCCGUCUCCCUCGACAUCAUGCUCCAGCACUGCCGCGCCGUCGUGCGCGGCGCGCCCAGGCCGCUCGUCGUCGGCGACCUGCCCUUCGGCUCCUACGAGUCCUCGCCCGCACAAGCUGUGGAGUCGGCGGUGAGGCUGAUGAAAGAAGGCGGAGUGGACGCGGUGAAGAUGGAAGGAGGCGCGGCGUCGAGGGUGGGCGCGGCGAGGGCGAUCGUGGACGCCGGGAUAGCCGUGAUGGGGCACGUCGGCCUCACUCCGCAGGCCAUCAGCGUGCUCGGCGGCUUCCGGGCGCAGGGGAAGACGGUCAACAGCGCUCUCAAGGUCGUCGAGGCGGCGCUCGCGCUGCAGGACGCCGGGUGCUUCGCGGUCGUCCUCGAGUGCGUGCCCGCUCCGGUGGCAGCCGCCGCCACGGCAGCCCUGCAGAUCCCAACCAUCGGCAUCGGGGCUGGACCCUUGUGCAGUGGCCAGGUUCUAGUGUACCAUGACUUGCUAGGGAUGUUCCAGAGCCCAGACCACUCCAAGGUCACGCCCAAGUUCUGCAAGCAGUUUGGCGACGUCGGCGCCGUCAUCGGCAAGGCGCUCGCCGAGUACAGGCAGCAGGUGGAGGCUGGGUCUUUCCCGGGCCCUGACCACACGCCCUACAAGAUGUCUCCCGUGGGCGUCGCUGUCUUCGCGGACGCGCUGCGAAACAUCGGCUUGGAUGGAGCUGCUGCAGCAGCCGCCGCCGCCGCCGAUGCUGGAAAAACAGAGAAAAUAGUAGGCGAUGGAAAGCCACACGAGGGGGAUAACAUCAAUAAUGGCAUCUUGAGCAGUGCGGGUGCUGCAGUUUAA
Molecule: messenger RNA, 1089 nt
Organism: Miscanthus lutarioriparius
Lineage: Eukaryota; Viridiplantae; Streptophyta; Magnoliopsida; Poales; Poaceae
Source: the annotation of a GenBank genome assembly